GUAUUAUGACUUUGACUUUGUGAAAGACACGCUAUUGCUAAAGCAGAGGGGUUAACUAUUUUAUAUAGAAGAAAAUGUAACACAAACUAAAUAUCAGUCAACAAAAUAUAUCAAACCUUGGCACAUCAAUAUCAUCAAUAAUAAAAAUCAAGUUUUAUUUUUAUUGAAAAUAUUUAUAUGGUUUUUUUUUAAACAUGAAACACGUGAAAAGCGUGACCUUGACAUUGACAAUGGUAAUAUUACUAUUGACUCUUGCAACAAUAAUAACAGCAUCACCAUUAGCAAUUGGAAAAGAUCUUGAUGAUGAUAAUAAUCAACAUGAUACAAGAGAACGAUAUGCAUGGAAUAAACCACAAGUUCAAGUCUAUCGUACAAUGGAUUUAAAGGAUUUCAAUGACCCACGAGUUGGAGUCCUUCGUGAUGAAGAUAUUCCAGAAUAUCAAGCUGGAAUUCCAACAAUGGAUUUGAGUGUUUUGGAAAGUCAAGAUAAAUUAGAUAAUCCAAAUACAAGAGAUAAUAAUGUCGAAGAGACAAUAGUUAAUUCCCAUAAUUCUGAAAAUUAUAAAAAAAAUGAAAAAUCAGAUGAGAAAGAAGAAAAAGUUAUAACAAUUUUUAAAAAUGUUGAAGUACCAUAUGAGGUAGAAAAAAUUCAACAUGUUCCAAUUGUUAAAAAAAUUCCAUAUGAGGUAAAAAUUCACGUUCCACAACCGUAUGCUGUUGAAAAACAGGUACCAGUUCCUUAUAAAGUUUACAUCAAGGUACCAUCCUACAUACCAGCACCGUAUGCAAUUGAAAAAAAAAUUCCAUAUGCAGUUCAUGUGCCAAUUGAGAGAAAAGUACCCUAUCGAGUGUACGUCCCAAAGCCUAUUCCAGUUGAACGAAAAAGUUAUUAUCAAGUUAAAAUACCAUCAAUUGAACCAUAUCCAAUUGAACGGCAAAUUCCAAUUAAUAUAAAAAUACCAACAAUUGUGCAUCAACCAAUUCCGAUAUUUAAAGAAAAACCAGUGCCUUUUUACGUCAAUGAUUCACCAGCAUCAGUAAUGCCUGAUAGUAGCUUUGAAUUUAAUGCAAAUCAUCGAAUGUCAUCAGAAGAAUAUCGUGAAAAUUAUAAAAAUAAUGAAGAAGAUAUUUAUAAACCAGGUGCUUCAUCGAAUGAACCAGAUUAUGAUACUGUUCAUAUGCAAUUUGAUAAACCCCAUUAUAAUAAUGAAAAUAAAAAUAAUAACAUGAGUAUCAGAAACAAGGAGAAAGAAUAAAAUUCAUAAACUUUAUAAUUUUUUUACAACUAGAGCAUAAAAAGAAAAAUUAAAAAAGAAUAUCCAAUUAUCAUUAUUAAUGCAAUGUGAUUGUUAGUUUUUAUAUAUAUAUAUAUACUUGGUGGGUAUUGAAGUUAUAAGAUAUAUUGUUAAACAUUUGAUAAUUAUAGAAGCUAAUUUUAUUUUUUCUAUGAUUAUUUUCAUCGGUCUCUAGUCAGAAAAAUAAUUUUCUUCAACUAUUCAUUUCAU
Messenger RNA from Aphidius gifuensis, 1505 nucleotides. RefSeq lists its product as uncharacterized. NCBI's taxonomy places the organism in Eukaryota, Metazoa, Arthropoda, Insecta, Hymenoptera, Braconidae. The transcript is spliced from 6 exons. The record is from RefSeq and is a predicted model, not a curated record. The coding region runs from base 195 to 1256 and encodes 353 amino acids.